Oreochromis niloticus (Nile tilapia) is the source of this 2213-nucleotide messenger RNA. Its product is annotated as transcription factor Spi-B-like. The transcript has 6 exons. Gene Ontology annotation, molecular function: DNA-binding transcription factor activity, RNA polymerase II-specific; sequence-specific DNA binding. Gene Ontology annotation, biological process: cell differentiation; regulation of transcription by RNA polymerase II. The record is from RefSeq and is a predicted model, not a curated record. The coding region runs from base 104 to 895 and encodes 263 amino acids. Gene Ontology annotation, cellular component: nucleus. Lineage: Eukaryota; Metazoa; Chordata; Actinopteri; Cichliformes; Cichlidae.
GCAUUCACAUUCUGACAUCUCCGCCUCUUAAUGCCUGAGGAUAUUACUUUACUGUACCGCACGCAGGAGUACGCCUUUGACCUAGAAAGAUCGUCCUUUUAGUAUGCUGACAGAAAUCGAGACGAUGGCUUAUGCAACCGAGAUCAAGCUAAGUGGAGGCAGGGGGGCCUGGAGUGGAGUGGCUCCUUCCUCCUGCCCCGAGGUUGACCUGGAAGUCAUCGAGGAGUACCUACAGGAGCAUUCACUGGAGGUCCAGCCUGCACAGACGCCUGCAUCACCUCUGCCCUCAAUGGGGCAACACAUACACUCCCACCAAGGCACCAGAAUUAUAGAGAAUAGUUGGUCAGGUCAGCAUGCUUAUGAGUGGCACUGUGGCCCUCACAGUGAGGAAUACAGACAGCAGCCUGCAGCCUGGCCUAGUCCCCAUGACAACCAAUGGGGACACAUAGCAUAUUCCGAUGAGGCAUCUGGAUACAUUGACUCAGAUUCCCAGUCUAGUAGCUCCCAGUACCAGGAUUCGCCGUCACCAUCCUCUGACACAGGGAGCAGGAAGGACAGAGAUCCCCUGCCUCUUGCACCACUGUCAGGAAAGAGGAAGGAGCGGCUGUUCCAGUUCCUGUUUGAGAUGCUUCAGACGCCAUCGAUGCGUAGCUGCAUCUGGUGGGUCCAGUCCUCCUCUGGCACAUUUCAGUUCUCUUCCCAAAACAAGGAGAGCCUGGCCCAGCUGUGGGGUCGGCGAAAGGGGAAUCGCAAGCCCAUGACGUACCAGAAGAUGGCACGGGCUCUAAGGAACUACUCUCGCACAGGCGAGAUUCACAAAGUUAAACGGAAGCUCACCUACCGCUUUGAUGAGAAGACGCUAAAAUGUCUACAGGGAGACUCAAAUACAAUGUAGAAACAAUGACUGAGAAUCUAUAUUAGCAUAGAAAUAGAAUAAGGACAAAGGAUGUCAAGGGAAGUCCCAUGAAUCUCUUGUCUGCUUAUUAUAGUUCUGUGGCAUUUUUGAAUAACAAAUGAAUACUGAGUAUUUGAAAGCCAGAAACGGAUACACCGUAGCUCAGAGUCAGUUAUACAUACAGACCCACAUUGUAUUCAGUGUGAGGGGAUGAACUGGAAACGCAAACUUCAGGUACAGGCUAGGUGGGAGAGGUAAUCUGGCUUUUAUCAUGUAAAUCGAAAAGGUUAUUGUAUAACAUCUACUUUAUAAGUAGAACUUAAAUCCUUUAAAGAAAAGUAGCAAAUUUCUCUUCUUUGUGUGUGAUUCUGUAUCGCAGAUAUUUAGCAGAUACAGUAUACAAUCAUCUUCUUCAUUUUGGUUAAGAAAACAUGAUCUGUUUGUGUCAAAAAUGUCUCUUUUUUUUAAUGAUAAAAUAAAUCUACACAUAUUUUCAGAACAUCUGACUAUAUGCUUGUCUGUGUCUGUCUAAAAUGAUAAAGAUAACCUGCGCAGCGCAUGUGGCUCAAAUAAACACAGAUGUGCUUUCAAACUGAAGCAAACACAGAUAUGGACAGACAGACCUGCACCCACAGCCAAAAUUGUAUGCAAAGUGAGCAUGCAGUGAAAAACCGCCACUAAAAACAGACGUGUUAAUCAGUAACAUCUAAAAAGUCCCCCAUGCACACACAGAAGACAGCACACACAGACACACACCCUAAGCUUGGAUGAGAGGUAGAGUAGUACUUUUUUUUUCUAUAAAGCUGCCAAACUGAAUUUCAGUCCCAAGUUAAAUAAACAAUAGUACAAUAUGUAUAUCAUUCUAAAAGCCCACCCCACAUAGGUCAUCAAACUUGAUUUUAUAGAACACACUCACAGGUUUUGUUCCAGUAGUUUCUUCCUGCCACAUUAGCAAUGUCAAGUAGUAAAAGUGACUAAUUUAGUGUAUUCAUGUAUUGUAUUUAUGUAUGAUUUUGAAGUAUCUGUUUCGAUUCUUCCAUUCCAAAAGAAAGGCAGAAAAGAAAUUCUACCUUUUCCUGAAAUCCAUGUUUCCUUUGCUGUGGUUACCAAGUACCUUGUGGCUUAAAAUGUAACAUUCAAAAUUGAGCUCAUAGAUGAUGAACUCUUGUAGAUCAUUCUCUCCACUAGUAAAGACUAGUGAUUUUUAGCCUUAAGCUGUAAGGCAUCAAAAAAGGCUCAGAGUAAAAUGCAACUGUAAUAACAAUUCAGUUAGGUAAUAAAUAUAACCAUUAUAUGCCAUUAAAAACCUUUGGCUUCA